UGGGGCCUCUGGGCAAUAGGGGCUCAUGGGGCCCCUGUGUCCUUGCCCAAACUCAAAAAAGCCUAUGAAAAAGGUACCAGGGGCAUCUCAUGGGGCCCCCUACUGACCCGGGCCCUCGGGCAGUGCCCAAGUUUCCAAAUGGUCAGUCCGCCCCUGAUACUGAGUAGUCAGCUAAGAAGUAUCUGUUGUCAUCAUUCUUCUGUAGACAGUUUUUUUGUAAAUGUCAUUUCUUGCUGUAUUCUUAGCUUAUAACCUGAUACAAAUAUUAAAUAUUAAUUUAGCCUGAAAUGUUAUCACUAGAAUUACAAUCAUACCAGGGUA
Messenger RNA from Staurois parvus, 321 nucleotides. The record is from the annotation of a GenBank genome assembly. Lineage: Eukaryota; Metazoa; Chordata; Amphibia; Anura; Ranidae.